Exophiala aquamarina CBS 119918 is the source of this 315-nucleotide messenger RNA. RefSeq lists its product as uncharacterized. The record is from RefSeq and is a predicted model, not a curated record. Lineage: Eukaryota; Fungi; Ascomycota; Eurotiomycetes; Chaetothyriales; Herpotrichiellaceae. The transcript has a single exon. The coding region runs from base 1 to 315 and encodes 104 amino acids.
AUGUCCACCGGCAUAUUUUCUACAGAAUGGUUCGUCGACGUGCGCGACUGUGCAUGCCUCCACGUCGCGGCGCUUCUUGAUCGGGGUGCUGAGAACCAAGGAAUCUUCGCAUUCGCAGAGCCAUACAACUGGACCUACAUCACCCAUCUCCUGCGUACGCUAAGGCCUCAGAAUGCAAAACUCCCCAGCCCGCCAGAAAAUGAAGGCCGCGAUCUGUCGAUUGUGAAGCCGGUGGCUAAGGCCAAGCAGUUGCUGAGACUCCUUCGGUGUAUCGGGCCGGAUACGCUUGGAGGACAGUGUCGAGGUGGGGCUUGA